Messenger RNA from Charadrius vociferus (killdeer), 846 nucleotides. It is a transcript of the gene CINP, whose product is annotated as cyclin-dependent kinase 2 interacting protein. Bases 1 to 714 code for a protein of 237 amino acids. The transcript has 5 exons. The record is from RefSeq and is a predicted model, not a curated record. Lineage: Eukaryota; Metazoa; Chordata; Aves; Charadriiformes; Charadriidae.
AUGCGGGCUUUAAGCCCAGUGGUAAAGCCCCCGCCGGCCUCGUUAGGGCCCAGUUUUCUCCCAAACACUGCAAGCUCAUGUGUGGCAAAAAGUCCUGCUGAUGGUACUCCAAGAAGACCUGUUUUAUCUGUCAGUGCAAGAAAAAUUAAAGAUAAUGCAGCAGACUGGCAUAAUUUAAUGAUGAAAUGGGAGAGACUGAAUGAUACUGGAUUUACUACGGCAAACAAAAUAGUUAACAUGAAGAUCAGUGAGCAAUUUCAAGACAACAAACUGGAGAUAGCGUGUGAUAACAGUGCCACAGAAUCUGAAAAGCCAACUCCAAAAUACAAUGAAGAACUGGACAAUUGCUGUGCAGAAUUACUUGAGACCUUAAAGCAUAUGACAAAAAUACAACUGAAAAUGGAAAAGCUUACUUCAACUACCAAAGCAAUCUGUGACUUGGAAACAUUCCACCACGGAGCUGGGAAUUGCGCACCACCCUUCUUUCAUACAUGGCCCACACCAUACUUCUAUGAGGUUUCUCUGAAGCUCUCUGAAAUGUACAAGAAGGAACUACAACUCAAGCAAACAAUUGUACAAGAAAUUGCUCAUUCUGCUGACCAGGAUCUGAUGAUGGUCUAUUUAUCGUCAUGGUUAUACCAGCCUUACAUUGAGAACAGCAGCAAACUACUACUUGAAGCCAUGCUGCUGGAAACAGGACACAGACAGUGCUAGAAUUUCAGAUGUUACAUGGCUUGCUUCUCAUGAUGCCUACGUGAAACUGAAAUGGCAAAUAGCAAGGCUUACUAAGUAAGUUGAUUUUUUGUAAAAUUUAUUAAAAAUAUUUUUCUCUAUUUGUUUUUAUUA